Messenger RNA from Liolophura sinensis, 6604 nucleotides. RefSeq names its product sterol regulatory element-binding protein cleavage-activating protein-like. The record is from RefSeq and is a predicted model, not a curated record. Gene Ontology annotation, cellular component: Golgi membrane; endoplasmic reticulum membrane; SREBP-SCAP complex. Lineage: Eukaryota; Metazoa; Mollusca; Polyplacophora; Chitonida; Chitonidae. Gene Ontology annotation, biological process: SREBP signaling pathway; regulation of cholesterol biosynthetic process. Gene Ontology annotation, molecular function: sterol binding; protein binding.
AUCGAAAGCGAAGGCGGUCGGAAAAGCAUCUACAUCAAAGCAAGCCUUUAAAAAGUGUGAUACAAGGAUAAUAACUUCUUAACUCCCAUUCUUAAGCCGUCGGUUUUUCAUUUACUUUGGUUUCAUUGACAAUAGUGAGUGAUGUUGUGGAGUGAAUACAGAUGAGGACAUUACAUCUGUAUGAGGGAAAGCACAGCAUUGUGUGUGUAUAUCCGCAUGACUAACAUUAACUGGUACCUACAGAUAUGUGUUGUGAUCCUGUGAAGCAAAAUGAAGGAUGGUUAGAGAACUAUUGUUUGAUGGCAAGGCGCUGAAAUCACAGAGAUGUAUUCCCGACGAUUAAAAGCUCUACAGGACAGGGUGGCUCAAAUCUACUACACUCAUGGGCUUUUCUGUGCCAGCCACCCACUCUCCAUCAUCUGUUGUGUCAUCGGCAUGGCUCUCUUAGCCUGUUACCCUCUGACUAACCUGCCAUUACCUGGAAAUGCUCCAGUUGAAGUGAACACCCCAAUAGCUGAGUAUUCUGUACCGGUUGUCCAAGCCCAGACUGAGAGAGGAAAAGAUGAUAUUGUCAAACAGCGAUGGUACUUGACUCAUCCUGUAGCCUAUAUCCAGCAAAUCAUUGUCAAAGCCACUGUGUCUCCGUGGGAGAGUGAGGACAUGCAGGUGACGGAUGCUUUACGAGGACCUCUGUCUAAGGCAUUUGCAAUUCUCGAGGCUAUUAAUACCUUCAAGUUCACUGAUGGGCAGAAGGAUAUAUCCAUGGCAGACCUUUGUCUACGAGUAGGAGAACUGGUGACACAUAAAAAACUGAGAGGGAUACUUCCAGAGUAUAACUGCCUAGUUGUCUCCCCUGCAAAUUUCUGGCAUGGAGAUUUCAAGAAGUUCAUUUUGGAUUCCUCAGAAGUGAAGACAAUUAAGACUGCUUAUGGCCAACCUCUGGAAACCUCUCCGACAUUGCAAGACUUACUGAUUGGUGUCCCAUGGAAGAAAACGGGCAUGUCUGGAUACUUUUUGAGAAAUCGAAGACGUACCAUCACAUUCGCCUUCACAAUAAUGUAUAGGAACUUCAGUGAGAGGUUUACCCGGUCAUUGCGUGAGAAGCUGGAGAAGCUGUUCCCAUUGACCUCUGACACGGUCAAUAACACGGACAUCCAGCACCUAGUCCACAUCCACUACAAGGACAUUAACUACUUUGUGGAGUACACUCCCUUGCUGGUCAUCUACUUUGUCCUCCUUCUUUACAUCUACUUCUCUGUCUGUAAGAUAGAGAUGGUGAAGUCCAAGUGGGGUCUAGCUAUCAGUGCUGUGGCUACACUGAUUGCCUCGCUGCUCAUGUCUGUCAGCAUCUGUACACUGUUUGGCCUGACACCCACGCUCAAUGGAGGUGAGAUUUUCCCCUAUCUGGUGAUGAUUAUAGGCCUGGAGAAUGUGUUAGUGCUGACCAAGUCCGUGGUCUCUACCCCAGUCCACCUGGAUGUCAAGUACAGGGUGGCCCAAGGCCUGAGUAAGGAAGGCUGGUCCAUAACCAAGAACCUGGUGGCUGAGCUGCUCAUUAUCCUUGUCGGCUUUUUCACCUUUGUUCCUGCCAUACAGGAAUUCUGUUUGUUUGCUGUGGUUGGACUCCUGUCAGACUUCUUCCUGCAGAUUGUCUUCUUCGCUACAGUGUUAUCUGUGGAUAUCCGCAGAAUGGAGCUGUCCGAUCUUCACAAACAAAGCAUCCAACAGGAGAUGUCUUCAGAGGAGUUAUCUUUUCCUGCCAUUGAGCCACUCAUCCGCUGCCCAGUGAUGACGAGAUUGACCCCUCCCUCUCCAGAUCCACCAAUCCGCCUACAGCGUUCUAAGUCAGCCCCAGGGCUAGACACUAUCAGCUUAGUAGGAACCCCGCCCUCCCCCGAGGCAGAUGAGGCUUUCUUCCCUCCCCGAAUCCUGCCUCGACGACUAAGAUUUCUGUAUUUCUGGGCACGGACUAGGAUUUUCCAAAGAGCCAUUAUGGUGUGCACAGUUAUUUGGAUUGCCUUGAUCAUGUACAAGACGGGAUUGGUGGAAAAACUGGCUGCUGCCUCUGAGAGUUUGACAGUGCAGCCUAUACCCGGGCCAGCCAGUAGCCUGGAGUCGGUGCUUAAAGGGGCAGGACCUGGAGGAGGCGGGCCAGUUGGGGCAGGGCCAGUAGGGGUGGGGCCUGGAGGGGCGGGACCAACAGUGGCACAGUGGCCUCAUGAAGCAGAACACCUACACAGUGUGCCAAAAGAAGAGGAACAGAGUACAGAACACAGUGACCUUGAACUGUGGCGCCAUCUGUCCUUCAAACACUGGCGGACACUGCUGGGAUAUUACAACAUAAGUCUCUCAGGAAGACAUAUCAGCAUUUUGCCAUCCCUGCACCUGUCCAUCAAAGUCAGCCCCCAGGAGGUCAUCAAAGUGCGACCACCCAUGUCAGAAGAGCAAGCCAAUAGUGAUGUCACCACAGGCACUCAGAGGAGGGACCAGGAGAAGACACAACCUGGCCAGUCAACUGUCAAUCAAUCCGCAGGGAACCGUCCUAUUGUGCCAGGAGGCCCUGCACCCAGCCUGAAGUUGUUCUACCCUCAGAGUCUGAAGGAGUUCACAAUCACGGUCGUCCUUGCUAUCCUCAGCCUUCUCCUCCUUGUCUACUUCCUCGUUAUUCUCUAUAAGUGCUGCUGCUCAAGGAACUACGACAAGUGGCGCAGCUCCUGGUCUAAGAAAGCCAAAAGGGUGAAGGGAAAGUACUUCCGGCAGAUCAAGGAUUCUCUCCCCUUGAUCCUCAAGGGCCAUGCUUUGGACAUUGAGUGUUUAGCUACAGAUGGCCCCUUGAUAGUCAGCUGUUGUCUGGGAGGACAACUGAGGGUGUGGGACUCCAAUUCUGGUGAAUGUCUCACACACAUACAGAGACAAGGUGUGACUCCACCCAUGAAGCGUAAACCAUGUGUGGGCCGCAAUGUGGAGGACAGUGAUGCAGACUUGUACGCUGAGUUUCAUGAAGACGAUUUCACUAGGAAGCUACACGCAGGUCCCCCAGGAGCCAGUUCCUUCAGAGGCGGUGUCUUGGCUGACACGCCGUGGUCACCUGAAUACUCUCUGUCCUUCACGGGCUCAAACUUGUUCGUGAGUAGCCAACAGGACAAGGACAUGGAGAGAUGUGACGUGACUUCGCGCAGACGCUUGACGGGCAUGUCAGAGAGCAUGGGUGCGGAUAGACCUGACGACGAGGGACGUAACCGCAGCUGGAGCACAGGGAGUGCUAUGGGAACCUACGACCCAGCCCCGGGAAAUGAGCGUGGUGGGGAUGACUGGCUGACUCCUGCAGUCUGGUGCAUGGCCUGUCAGGACAACAUUAUCAUUUGUGGGUGUGGCAAUGGCAGGAUUGAGUUUUGGGAUAGCCUGACAGGUGUGCUGAGAUACCUGUAUGAUGACUGUAAGGAUGGUGUCACUUGUAUCUGUGUUAAUGGCAACAGGGUGACAGCAGCCAGGUUGAACGGAGAAAUUGAUUUCUUGGAGCUGGAAACCUUUCAGAAUCCAACCAAAUCUCACACUCAGCAGGUAGCAGCAUUACACAACAGAGGUCACGUGAGACAAGCUGAUGCCUUCCCCUCCUCAAAACACUGGGAGGAAAUCAUCCAUUAUAACCUAAUAGAGAGAGUACCUGCUCACCAGCAGCCCAUCAACUCCCUCCAAAGUGUGGGAGGUCGUGUGGUGUCUGCUAGCUCAGAUCACACACUCAAGGUGUUCCGUGUAGAAGACUGUGCUUGUCUGUAUACCCUCCAUGGUCAUAUGGGUAGUGUAACAGCUCUGCAUCUAGAUAAGAGUCAUCCCUAUGCCGCAGCUAGCGGCUCCGCGGACGGGACAGUACGCUUAUGGGACCUGGUGGCAGGGGCGUGUGUCCACAAGAUGAGGGGAUUGGGCAGUGUGGUCACCCUGCUGACCGCUACUGACCAGUUUGUCAUCAGCUCUGACCAGGACGACAUCCUGUGUAUCUGGGAGAGGAAUCAUGGCCAGCUCAUCCACACCAUUCAUAAUGAUCUCUAUGGAUUCACAAGCUUAGCAAUGCUGUUCCCUAACAAACUAGUGACAGGAGGUCAGGGUUGUGUCUGUCUAUGGGAUGUCACUACAGGUGAGAUGGUGAAGAAGGUAAACAUCGGCUCCCCGGGGCGACCUUACUCUGUCAACUUCCUUAAGGUCAUUGGCACCUCCCCUGUUGUCGGCAAUACCUCAGCUGUUAGCAACACCUGUGUCAUUUGUGACUACGGCAGCCAAAUCCAUGUCAUCCAGUUUCCCACAGUGUUAGAAAAAACAGCACAGUAACAGUAUUUAUCCACACCAGUCCAUCUGUCACCAUUAUGUAAUGUCCCCAUGUGUGUAAAUGUACAUGUCUGGGUAUGUCUUUAUUCUCUGAUGUCAUAUUGUGUUUCAUUGUACCAGUUGCAGGUUUCCUAAGGUAAUACAAUAUUUAAAUCACCUCAGGUAGAGCCUUAAUUAAUUGGAAGAGACCCCAAAAAUGAAACUGGGAAAUCUGUGCAAACAAUCCUCUGAAAACUACAUGUACAUUUAUAUAUGGGUUUUCUAAUUUUUUUCUAAUUUUUUUUUUUUUUACUCACAGUUGAAUGCAUUUAAAUGUUAGAAGUCUAUUGUAUGCUUUAUGGAUUAGCCAGUGAGGUCAUUAUCUUUUUCUUGACGAAAAAAAUUUUUUUUUUGAUAGAAGAAAAGCUCAUAUUAUACUGGUGUACGUUGCACAAAUGAAGUUCCAUCUCCAGAAUGUUUUCCCAGGAGAGAAAGACGGUCAGUAAAUACUAAUGUGGCCCAUAAAGCCAACCAUAGAGUUAAAGCAUUUGGCUUCAGUGACAUCAGUGUAAGAAAUCCACACAAAAAUUAAAGCCAGGUAUUCAUAUGCUGUAAAUCUUCAACCUUUUCAACCGGUAAAGCACUUUCUUCAGUGGAAUUUAUGCAUUCAAUUGUUUUUAAAGUGACACAAAAUUUGUUUUCCCAGUGGAAUUUAUGCAUUCAAUUGUUUUUAAAGUGACACAAAAUUUGUUUGUGACAAGCUUCAUAAAACUGCAAAUUAUUGCUCUACACUCAUAGUUCUCUCAGAGUGUUUCAAAAUAUUGGCUACAGAGAUGGUUGAAAAGGUUGAAUUGCUGAUUCUUUAUCUGUUAUUUUGAAUCACGUCAGUAACGCACUCUAUAAGUCAGUCAACACUUCUGUGACACGGGCCAAAAUGCUGUACUAUUGAUUUAUGUAUAUUUCAGGAACGAAGUGUGAUAUUUUUGAGAUGUUAGAGAUUUUGACAUCCACCUGAAUCAAGCAGUGUUUUUUUUUUUUUACUCAUUGCCACAAUGAAAAGUUUGGUACCACACACAUUGCUGUAACUGUUCAUAUUGGAGUUAUUGCAGCAGUAAGUUUUAAAGUAUGCUUUUAUAUAAUUUAUAUAUUUAUGAGUAAGUUGUUGUGUACAAAGUACAGCCAUAUAAUGUUAUUGUUUAUGAUCAUUCUCAUCAAUGUGUACAUAAGCAUGUACUGGAGUUUUCGUAUGUUUACACUCCACACAUACUGUUAAUUAGAUAUAGUGAUAGCUCUGUAAUGUUUAAAAUUGUAUUAAAGCGAAAACCAGCAUGAUCUUUGGAACCUGAUGUUACCACGAUUGUCAGCAACUUGCAGAUGGUGCUGGGUUUGGCCCGGGUUCUGCCCAGGUUCUGCCUGCUUUUCUGCUCUAUAAUUCUGGCUGUAGUACAAGUGAAAUAAUCUUCAGUAUAGCAUAAGACUCCAAUCGAAUAAAUAAGUAAAUAAAUAAAUAGAUGCUGCCAUUGCUGGGAGCAUAUGUGACAGAUUAAAACUCAUUCAUGUGAAUUUGAUCCUUAUUUAGGGACUGGGAGGGUGUAUAUAAGAGAGCAGGAGUCAUUCAUACAAAUUUGUUACUCAUUUUAGGAAAGUUUGUAUUCUUUGUAUAUUGUAUAUUGAGUGUGAUUUGUGUUGCUUUGAACCUCAUGACCUGUUACCUAUUACCUGUCAGGACAAUAUGAUACAUUUGUUGAAUUAGUGGAUUGUGAGGGUGCAGAUUGUCUGUCCGAAGGAAAAAAGCAUCACAUUGAAAAGUUUAAUUGGUUUAGAUACUGAAAAUAGAAGAUACAUGUGAUCAACAGGCUUUAAGCUUGCGUUUAUUUAUUAUUCCCAGAUCAUGUGAUUUUGUAACCUGCCUAUUUUAUUUUUAUUUAUUUUUUUGUCCAUCCUAUUUUAAUGCUUUAAAUAUGCUAGCUUUCUUAAUAAGGAAGAAAGUUUAUGUGCCCUCAAUUGUCUGUUACAGGAUGAGAAAUGAAACAUCUUCAUUUGUCUAUAACACCAUAGCAAAUGUACCUCCGAAUGUCUGUAAAUAGAAAUGCAAAUUUAUCUGCAUUUGUCUGUAACAUUAAGGUUAAAAGUACCUGUACUUGAACACAAGUAGAUACACUGAUGUACUGUGUAACAUACACAACUCUCCAGCUCUGUCUCCCCACACUUGUCCAGGCUAGCACAGCAUAUCACAUCAAGACUACAGUUUACAAUUACUGGUGUAGCUGUGUAUUUCCCAAUUGCCUAAACUAUUCACCAAUAA